This is a messenger RNA of Spirometra erinaceieuropaei, 5606 nucleotides long. NCBI's taxonomy places the organism in Eukaryota, Metazoa, Platyhelminthes, Cestoda, Diphyllobothriidea, Diphyllobothriidae. The record is from the annotation of a GenBank genome assembly.
AUGUCUACAGUCGCCUCCAUUGACGACCAGCGCCAAUCACCCCCAAAGGACACCACUCCAGACGAAGCUAAACCGACAGGCAAUCCGGAUAUUACAGCAUCUCGAUAUCAACAGGAUAUUGCAAAACGCCGACCGGCCAAUAAGACCGGAGUGAGCGCAUCUCGCGAAAAGCGACCAUACAAGUAUACCGCGUCGAUAUCGACAUGCUGUUAAGGUCUUUGAUGCUGUCCAGUUGUAGCCGCAUCUCUUGACAGUGAGCAGUGCGUGCCCUUGUCUGCGCAAGGAUUGUCUCGAGCCAUUAGUUAGUUACCAUUUACUACUUGUCAAUUCCGCGGUGAACGAUACAGUUUGGGCGAACCUAACACCCCCUGGUCUCAGUCUGGCGGAAUGGAGGAGUAGGCCACUUAACGAACAUAAUAAUUCAGUCGCGAAUGUCUGUGCACUCGCUACUCUGAGGAUUCGGAUUGCGUACCUGGUAGGCAGCUUUGUAGACUGUGACCAUCUAACAGAAAUCAUAAAGUGAUUUGUCUUUCGACGCCCAACAUUCAGGGCUUUGUCCAUUUACCAACACGUCCGAACUCGCGGGACAGUUGCUCCCCGCUUGCGAUCGGAACGUAGAAUCCCGCGAGCCCUAGCAGAGGAGCAUGAUCCGGACCUCGGUCUCGUUUUAUUUGUCGGGUAUGCUUACCACACGAAAAUGGGCCGGUAAGCUUCAUGGCUCCUGUGUUUGAAUGAGUGGCCUAGUGACCCUUCCCACGAAGCAGUCUCCGACUCUACGUUCCCAAACACACAGUCUACUGCUAAACGACGAGCCCUUCCCCGAGGAGGGUACUUGUUGCGAGGCAUAGCGUAUUAGUUUUCUGUCACACUUGUGCUUCGAUCACUUGUUAUGUUACAUUCUUCUAUUCUAUCCUUUGUCAUUCUUACUUUACUCGUCCCUCAACUUGUUAAACACAUCGUUACUAUUGCCACCAUUAUUCUGUCUGACUUAGUAUGUCCGGCGGGAUGGAUUUCCAGCGUUCUUUAGAAGGCUUUGCGGAAGGCAUAAUUGGAUUUUCGGAGGAUUUUAAAGUAACUGAGCGUACCAUACCUCAGAUACGGCUGGGUACUGCAAAGAAGUCGAUCGGCCAAUCACAGCUACAGUUGGCAAAGAUCGAGUCUAAUCCCAUUUACCUGUUCGAAUUGCGAAGGCGGCUGUUUGCUACCCUCACAUGUCCUUGCUUGAGGACACCCUAUUAUUUGGAAUUAUGCGGACUUGGGCUGCUUGGAGAUCCAGAACCCGUUCCCUUGACGAAUCUGAACGACGUAGGCAGUGCGAUACAUUCCUAUGGUGCUCUAUGCGGGAUGAGCCUCAACGCAAGUAAAAGAUAGUGCUCACCCCUUUGCGAUCCAGUAACUAUGGAGGGCUCUUGCCAUAUGGCUGGCUACCAAAUAUCGUCCGAUGCAUCUCAUUGGUAAAGGCACAUGUGCGCAAUAUCCCGUCAUUCCUUCCACUUUUGCCCUAACCAACGUAGUCUCAUAAAACUAGUCGACAUGAUUAUGUUAAGGGCGGUCGUGUCUCGCAAGCUCACUCACUACGGCGGAAAUCCUGUGCAAGAGGCUCGUGUGAAUCCGUUUUUAUAGAUCUCAUCAAGACUUGUAAUGUAGAUAACUGUCCGGUAAUCAUAGAUGCGUUACUUUCAAACACCGGGGUGACAGGAAGAUCGAGAAGUUGGGGUUGUCUGUAGUCUAUCAGCACUCAGAAGCAUUCAGGCUCUGAUGGUGGUCAUGGACCAUUCAGUGACAACGCCUGGCUGGACCUUGGUCAGGUGGGUCUAUCAUGUAUAAAAAAGCCAUGAGCCAUAGGGGCACAACGAGGUGGCGAACGCCACCCUUCUUAACGACAUGAAACCAUACCUCGCUAGGAUGCCCUGCGCAACUGAUUUUCCGAAGACUCAGGGCUCAACGGGGUUUUAAAAUGGUCAGAGUCAUGGACCAUGCUCCAUGACUGGGCCUGCCGUGGGUCAGUGGCCCUAGGAGCAACCCUCGUGUCCAUAAGCAAGAAAAACACUCGCUUAGGCUAAUGCGACGCGCAGAAAUGGUUUCUUCCCAAACCAUAAUUCAGACUGCAUCCCGUUUAUUGGUGGCGUUACAUUCUGAGAAAAACUCGAGACCACAUACUCUGCUAACAUCUGGAUCGAGUGGGCACUUAGACCAACAGAUGAUGUAUCGCAGUGCAGGUAUCGCAAUUUCAUAUCAGUCAGAUAUCAACCCAGAAAUGUCUGUUAUGGCAUCCGACCACUAGAGAGUUCCGCAAACCGUGUCUGCUACUUAAAUUUGAUUAAAUUCCUGUUCGUCUGUAACCGUCAAAACACUAUAGGUUGGCUGCUGCUAAGACACAAGAAACUUGAUUAUUUAUGAACAUUUCAACAGUCUGACCGAACAAGGCUUAGAUUUACCGCGCACAACUUCUUCGGCCGUAAUUCUGAAAUUAUUGUCUGGCGUUGUCAUAGUGUAUGUCCUUCGGUGUCAGCGCCUGAAAAUGGUUUCCGAUCUGUGAAGCAAGGCUAGUUCUCUCGUUGUGAUGCCUGUCCCAGAUAAAGCGCGCCAGAAGUCUUAAGCAUUCAGCCCACAAUGAUAAUGACACAAAGUGAACCUUAUUAAAACGUGUGGAAUAGUCGGAAUGUCGAAUGGCGUACACUGCGAUCUAUUUGUCAACUUAGUCGCAGGCCUGACGCUCAUACCACGUUGGAGAUCGUUAACCUCUUCUGGUCGCUCCAACCCAAAGAUGUCUGGACCACCUUCCUGAUUAUCACGAAGACCGGUGUCCCACCUCAAGCGUAGCUCUCCCAGUCACCUCUCCAUCACAUGAGUCUUUGUACAUGAUUUUUGUCAUAAAGGAUGAUUUACAAGGCCCCUUCGCCGUUUCCCUUUUCCAUGUUUUCUGUGGUCUUUACAUAGGUACUCCAGCAAUGUCUCAGCGUCCUCCAGUGCUCUCUCAAAUGUCUUCAUAUGCGCACCUGUGCGACAGGUACCCGCAACUUGCUGCAGCAGUCGCAGUUUGGUUGGAGAAACCUCACGUCUUGAAUAGAAAACUCUUCGGUGCUCGCCUUUUGAUGUCCUCUGGUGACUUCACCAUCCGUAUUGUCUACCCGAAACUGUUUACUGGAAUUGACGUCUUCACCGAAGAAAUUCGUUUCGGUAAGAUAGUGUUGCCAUUCGAAUUGAUGUUUUCUAGAUAGCCGAGGAUAUCACUUCACCUCAAAGCACGCAUCCUACUCUGUUGUUAUCGGUACACGGUGAUCGUAUUUCUAACAAAUUGUUUUUAGUGGAUGGAUUUCCAAAAGUAACAUGUGUGGACGUAAAGAGUCUGGAGAUUUUUUCACCUCAGUGGUUUCAUGAGUGUCUCCAGGCUAGAUUGUGCCAUUGGGCUAGUUUAUCUCUGGAUCACUCACCCCCGUCACUAAACCUCGUCAACUAUGAGAACUACCAAAAGGUGUACGUAAGAUUAAAGACGUGCUAUUGGGAAGAUUUGAGAGCGGUUAGGCCAUUCAUCACUCUGAGUGUUCUUUUUCUAGUCAUGGUGUGAGAAAACUGAUCCUGAAAAAUUCAUCCAUGAAGAUUUUGGAAUUGCCGCAUACCUUAUAGUACGUUUUGAACCAGAAUUACCAUCUCCUCUUAGUGCAUAUGGAGCAGCUUAAAAAAGGAGGACGUCUACUUUGUUGAUAUUGGCUGCGGUAACGGCCUGUUGGUCUACCUACUGAUAUCAGAGGGCGUAGGAGUCGUCAUUUAUUCUAAAUCAUUUCUAGUUCCAUGGAAUAGGCGUCGAUAUCAAAAGAAGAGGUAUGUGGAGGCAAUAUCCCGCAAAGAUAGCAGCUGCUCUUAGAGUAAGUGACCUAUCGCCAUCCCAUUUUCAAAACCAACUAUGAACCUAGUUGGUUUUUCUAAUCGCACCCUGGCAAACAGAGGUCACAGAAAGAGUCUGCUGUUUUGCAAAACCCCAGCCUUUGUGAAGCUUGUGUUAUGCAAAUUAUUUGAUCUGAAUCACCCAAUGCUACCCAUAUUAUCUUUGGAUGCCCUGACCCGUGGUUGACGCCGGCACAGGAUGAGGAAGGAAGAGUCAGGCCGACCCUGAUGUAGCCUUCCUCACACCGAUCCAAUCUUCACUAUCCUCGCCAAUGUGAGAUCCCAGUCGCCGGCAUCUGGCUCGUGUAGUUUGAAACGCGUAAACGUGGAUUUAGCAAAGGUGGUCACUGGACCCAUUCCCAUCUCCAGUCAGACUGGCAGAGAGUGAGGUAGAUGCGACACAAGUCCUACUCAUCAUAAAUAAUUAAUGGAAGGGAAUGCUUCCCCGAGUACGUAGUCUGGGCGAAUUUUACGUCAGUCGUUUGGGUGCAGCUCCUUUGCAUUAGUAAGCAUUCAGCUUGACUUAUCUCCAGAUAGCGGUUUUGUAUUCCAGCACAUCGUAUGCAUGGCGUUGCCUAGUAUUCUUUCUCAGGAAAGGUGGCAAGUCAGACCGCCCGAAUCCAAGUUGCCGCCACUACUGACGGUGCAUACUAGCAUCUUUCAUAUGCAUUUUGGGUUUAGUGCAACAAUCGCCACUCGGCGUUGCAUGCCUAAAGUAGACCCGAAGUUAAAGUCAUUGGAGUUACCCCGUCCUAAUUUCGAUAGAACAUUAGUCUUCUGGACAAGGGAACGUAGACCUUGCACCGCCCGUUUUCUGACGAGUUGAUAAUAGAGGAAGACUUCACUGUUUUAUUCCGCAAAUAUUGUAUGGGCAUAAUAGUUUCAUCUGCUACGCGUGUAACGCUCCUGAGGAGGGGAGCGGCAGUGCCGCACACACAGGGGCAAACCUUGACCGAAGCCUAACCACAACUCAUGAAAUAAGUUCCAUUGACUACGUUUAGUCGCUCGGUGGUGUUUGCGUAUCUCCUGAGAGUCCGCUAACUUGCAGUUUUUGUUGUCAAUAUUUGCUUCUUUAAGGAGGAGACUUUGGACCCGUCCACCCACCCCGGAUUUCCUCAAGCAACGCUUCUGAUUGGCAAUCACAGUGACGAACUUACUCCGUGGCUUCCGGUUCUGGCUACUAGGUCGAAUUCCCAGUGCCAGGUCUUCACUGUACCUUGCUGCCCAUUCAGUCUAUAUCAGAAAUUCGACGCUGGACAGUACGCCCAACAGCUAAGAGAUAGAGUAUAUCAGCAGCUCACUGACUACCGUCGGCGGAAUUUGCCGACUUUCACUACCGAGUCCACAGAUGAGCCUAAUCUGCUUGCUGAAGGGGGCUUUUGGCGUGGUCGCUACCGACAUUACAUUCACUACCUGGAGGAUGUGUUUCGCAUCUGUGGCUUUGAACCCGAGCUGGAUAUUCUGCGAAUUCCGUCAACAAAGAGGGUAUGAUCUAUUCCGCUUUUUUGCAGCCCAGCCUUGCCUCAGAUCUGCCUCUUAGGCCGUCAGCACAUUCAAUACCUUACAUACUCUCAGCGCCUCGAGGGUGUAAACAAACUCCUCGAACUUGAAUCGCACCCAUGUCGCUCAUGCGGCUAUGAUGACCCGUCUAACACCGCAACUAAGUUUGUACCGCGGUCCAGCGAUGAUGGACGGCAGAUGCCUAACCUAUCUAUAGCUAA